Molecule: messenger RNA, 1332 nt
Organism: Symbiodinium sp. CCMP2456
Lineage: Eukaryota; Dinophyceae; Suessiales; Symbiodiniaceae
Source: the annotation of a GenBank genome assembly
AUGUUGAUUCCGGUUGUGUUUGUGCUCUUUGUCUUGAUCCGGGCCAUGGAUCGCAUCUUCCUCUACAGAGUGCAGAAAUCCAUGCAGAACUAUACAGGCAUCGUCAUGAGCCUCUACUGGCCCCCGAUGGUGCAGCUCAUGUGUUUCUUCGUCUCUCUCGGGUACCUUGCCCGGAAGCGCUACCUCGACGGCGACAAGUCCUUCAACAUGAGGUGGUUCUCUCCGUUCAGCCCGAGGGCUUCCUCGCAGGGGCCUGUGCCGCAGUGCUGGAUUGCCCAGUUUGCCCUCUGGGACCAGUUGAAUGCCAUCGUCAGCGCACCACCCGGUCCUUUCAUUCCGCUGGUGCUGCAGACGCCGCUGAACAAUUUGAACGUACUUUUCACCGCCUUCAUCGCCUUCUUCUACCUGAAGACCCGCUACAGGAUGGUCCACUAUGCCGGAAUCACCCUCAUCCUCUGUUCCUGCCUCGUGGGUGUCGUGGUUGAGUUGCAGGGCCCUGCACCCAUCCUUUGCAGUGGACUCAAGCAGGCGAAGGAAGCCAUGAGCCAGUCUUCGGUUGCUGCCCUGGUCCCGGAGUCGGUCCGGGCAAAGGUUACCGAGGCCUCGGAUGAUUGUGUCAUCGGCCUCCCUCCCUACAAGAACGCACAAGGGGAGCUGGUCCAUGUGGACUUCGGCAUCCUUCUCUUCAUGUACGCCCUCUUCAUCGUGGCCAUUAUCCCUUCUGCAUUCUCGAACUGCUACAAGCAGAAGAAGCUGAAGCAGGUGAACUUGGACGUGAUGUGGUCCUUUUUCUGGGCUGGCAUGUGGCAGGUGAUUUGGGGCUUCUUGAUGUUCCCGCUGAACUGGAUCCCAUGGCCGGAGCCCGGAGGUCAGAACGAGCAGUCUCCCUCCAAGUUGGGUGAAGACUUGGCGGACUCCUGGACUUGCUUUCUGGGAACGAACCCCAAGCCUGAGGUGACCAGCUGCGACGCUGAGCCUGCCUAUGUGUGGUUUGGCUUCUACCUCCUCUUCAACGUCUUCUUCAACCUCUUCUUCUUGUGGCUCAUCAAGCGGCUAUCAGGUACCUGGGCGGCCAUCGGCUCCAUCCUUUGCGGCAACCUCUGUGGAAUCUUCAGCCAGUACGAGCUUUUUGCUGGAAAGUCCGCACGCAAGCUCACCAUGGAGCAGUGGUUGGCGUUAGUCUUGUCCUCGAUUGCCAUGUGGGUUUACAACAUUGAGGAAGAGACCGAUAUCGAUGGCAACAGCGUCUACGCCGAGAAGCCGAAGGGAGACCAUCGAUAUGACGAGCACGGACCUAUGGGCCUUGACCCGGAGUCGGACUACGAUUCCGAG